Molecule: messenger RNA, 1068 nt
Organism: Knipowitschia caucasica
Lineage: Eukaryota; Metazoa; Chordata; Actinopteri; Gobiiformes; Gobiidae
Source: the annotation of a GenBank genome assembly
AUGAGCGCCGCUAAGAAGCGAAAAUCAUACAACUUUCACCAAGAAUGGGAGACAGAAUUUUGCUUCACAAAUGUCAACGACAAGUGCGUGUGUCUGAUCUGUGGUGCCAGCGUGUCAGUCGGCAAGCGAAGCAAUGUGGAGCGCCAUUUUACCACAAUCCACGGAAACUUUUCGCGCGACUUUCCCAUGGGCACAAACUUACGAAAGGAGAAGAUAAAGGAGCUAAAAUCUGCCCUCCAGAGACAACAAUGUUUGUUCACCAAACCUACGAAGAAGGCAAAUGCAGCCACGGAGGCAUCUUUUAAAGUAGCGCACAUACUAGCUAAGCACAAAAAGCCCUUUACCGACGGUGCCGUUGUGAAGGAGGCUAUGACCGCGGCGGCCGAGACACUGUUCGUGGAUCAUAAAAGUAAGACAGAGAUUAUGUCUGCUAUCGGUGAUGUGCAACUGGGAGCAAACACUGUGGCCAGGAGAGUGACUGCACUGUCUGAGGACGCUGUGGGACAGCUGGAUUCGGACAUUCAGAGGUGUAAAUGGUUCUCAAUUCAAUGUGAUGAGUCGGUGGAUGCCAGCGAUACAGCCCAGCUAGCUGUUUUCGUUCGUAUGGUCUUCGAGGACUUUUCAACCAAAGAAGAGUUUUUGACUCUGCUUCCACUAAAAACUACCACCAGAGGAGUUGAUAUUUACAAUGUAGUGAAGGGCUAUUUUGUGGACAAAAAGGUGCCCAUUGAAAAGCUGGUGUCCAUAACAACAGACGGCGCGCCUGCUAUGACGGGCCGUCAUUCUGGAUUUAUUGCUCACUGUAAAAAGGACCCGGACUUUCCCAAGAUUCUUAACUAUCACUGCAUCAUACAUCAACAAGCUAUUUGCGCCAAAGUUCUGGAUUUUAAUCAUAUCAUGGGACCGGUUGUCAAGAUAAUCAACUCCAUCCGGGCAAAGGCAAAGCAGCACAGGUGCUUCAAGGUGUUUCUCGAGGAAUGCGCAGCGGAGUAUGGGGAUCUCCUCCUUCACACGGACAUCAGGUGGCUGAGUCGCGGACACCUAAAGCAGUUUGAAGAUGUGUCCUAA